This is a messenger RNA of Acanthochromis polyacanthus (spiny chromis), 4175 nucleotides long. RefSeq names its product PARK2 co-regulated (gene pacrg). The transcript is spliced from 5 exons. The record is from RefSeq and is a predicted model, not a curated record. Gene Ontology annotation, molecular function: Hsp70 protein binding; Hsp90 protein binding. Bases 155 to 841 code for a protein of 228 amino acids. Gene Ontology annotation, cellular component: vesicle; cytosol; neuron projection. Lineage: Eukaryota; Metazoa; Chordata; Actinopteri; Pomacentridae.
CGUCUCCGGACCAAAGCGUCUCCGUAGUUGCAUAGCAACCACUACUGAAACCAACGGGCGUCAAAUUUUCUUUAAAGAGCAAAUAUUAAUUUGUUAACCGAAGCAACAUUUGUUUUCUGGCAGGUUUCAGUCGAGACGACAGCAGCUGUGGAAAAUGUCGAAGAAGAACACGGAGGUAAAAGCAGAAGGCUUCACCGUGAGGUCCAGCUUGAAGAACGCAGUGGUGGUGGGUCCGCCUGCAGCAGGGGCUUUUCGGGAACGCCCUUCCAAACCAACCAACUUUCGAAAGUUCUAUGAGCAUGGAGCGUUUCCGAUUGCACUGGACCAUGACAACAAAGGCAACAGGAUUGCUUGGAAGGUGGACAUCGAGACGCUGGACUACUACCACUACCUCCCACUGUUCUUUGAUGGUUUAUGUGAGACUGCUCAUCCAUACGAGUUCUUCGCCCGCCAGGGAAUCCAUGACAUGCUGGACCACGGAGGCUCCAAAAUCCUGCCUGUCAUUCCCCAGCUCAUCGUCCCCAUCAAGAAUGCCCUUAACACGAGGAACAAUCAGGUGAUGUGCACCACCAUGAAAGUCCUGCAGCAUCUGGUGACGUCUGGAGACAAGGUGGGGGAGACUCUGGUGCCGUACUUCAGACAGAUCCUUCCCGUUUUCAACCUCUUCAAGAACAAGAACAAAAACCUUGGAGAUGGCAUCGACUACAGCCAGCGGAAGAGAGAGAACAUUGGUGAGCUGAUCGAGGAGACCCUGCAGAUGUUUGAGCUGUACGGAGGAGAACAUGCCUUUUUCAAUAUCAAAUAUAUGAUACCGACCUACGAGUCCUGCAUGAAAAACUGAGGGGGGCUGUCAUCCUGACAUUCUCAGCUUCACCUCUUUAUCAGUCCUUCUUUCUCUGCUUCCCACCUCUCCUCUAAACCAAACCUCUGUCUUUAUCCAUCUCCUUAAAAACUUCCUCGUCGAAAUUUCACAGCAUGUUUAAAACUGUAUCCAAGCAUUGUUGUUGUUUUUUGGUUUCUUUUAUGGUUUUUGUUCAAAGCUGACAAGGAAUCCUUAGUGCAUACUGUCUUAUGUUUUCAAAGCUUCUUUCAAAAUGAAUGAAAACAUUAAAUAUUCCGUUGAUUUUAACUGGAACGCCACCCAAAAUCUGUGUUUUGUCUGUCAAACAUUCAUCCUCCCCAUGAUGCUUGAAUCUUGACUAAAAAGUUUGUUCUUCACAGAGAAAAAAAGCUAAAGCCAACCUAGAUUUAUGUCGGCUGGAGUAGAUUCUGCUGCACAUUCACAAGAUUUUUGGGCGGAAAAAGGUCCACCAGUCCAGCUGCUUUUUUUGCUUUCUCAUAGCCAGCUUUCAAACGUGAGUUAGUCUCACUAGAUAUUUAAGAUAUUUUGGAGUAUAAAUAUUAAAUGCUUCAUUUUCCGGUCCAGAAACAGUAGGCAUCUGAAAGCCGGUGUCUCUUCCCUGCUACGAUUUUAUUUGGAAAGUUGCUAAUUCCGUUUGAGAGGUUGGGGAAAAAAUGAUUUGAGUGAUGUGGCAACUGCGGUGCUGUUUUGUAUUAUAUUGUACUACUGUACCCAUUCUGUCACAAACCCAGCUGGAGACGCAGCCUGUCUACACACGCAGAGAAAGACGCACAGGAAUGACGACUGACAGCAUUCCUCUAGACGAAUGCUCACUCAUACACACAUAUGUUUGGUUAACAUACUUUGAACUUUAAUACCCCACAGUGAUGUGAGUGAAGACUCGUUGUGCAUGCGGGUUUAUUGGUUUGUGUCUUUGUGCAUGUCAACAUACGUGCGUUCUUUGUUUAUUCAGUUCAGCCAGUAACUCAGGAGGAAUCUUUAACCGAAUUUGUAUUCUCACACUGUGCUGAUUGAAGGUGCUAUAUUCUCUACUUCAUUGAAGUCGCAGUGUAAACUUGAUCAGAGUGGAGGUUUUAGCAGCCAUACUUCCCACACACACAGUCACAUAUACAUAUACAACCCUGUGAACCACAGGGGAAACAUAGUGUAAUUGAUUUCUGAAACUCACAAGGACACUUGCACCCUCUCUUAUUGUAAGUCAUGUCUCCAGCUAAAGCAACUUUACAGGCCUGCGGAGGAAUCUAUUCUCAACCAGAAGACAGGUUCAUAAUGCUCAUAUUUCAGCCUCAGCACAUCUUGAAAAGAAUGUUACGGAAUAGGUGUUCCACACUGCUGAACCCAGUCGAGCUGCUCUCGGCCUGCUGCUUGAUCCGUGCAGUGAAAGACGAAAGGGAGUACGGAGCGGUCUUCUUUCAAGACAAAACACAUAUUUCACCUUAAUAACUACAGCCGCAUAGCAAAACAAAUAUAGCAAUGGUACAGACACAUGAACUACUUUUAAAACGGGUACACUUUCACCUCUGUUUUCCCUUAAUGAGCUGAUCGAACUCUGAAUAGCCCGCAGUUCUGUCGAACUGUAUCAGUGACGCCCCGCUGUCCCGCUUCACCUGUCCAAUUUUACUGAGCCACAGGCUAGCAGUUGGCCAGCAAAGGAAGGAGAGCUUAGAGAUAGAAAGAGGUAGAAAAAGGACAAAGUGAAACACGGAGAAGACUUUUGUUAAGCUGUAAGAACAGGAUCUGUCACUCACAGCCAUCCAUUUGCUCAUCCCUCACCUUUGUCUUACGGUGUCAUACAGGCCAUAAUAUACAGAAAUUGCCUCAAGUUCACUUUACGUUGGCCCUUAAAAGGCUAGGCACUCUGAUUGCUUUGGCUCAAUUAGGCCACAUCAUUGGCGUUAAUGGGUAUUAAAUGCUAAAUGGUGUGCGUUUCAACCUCUUCAGGAAGAAAGGUGACAGUCUGGAAAGGAAAGGAAUAAUUAAUAAUUUUUGCAUCUGCCAGAGUCACAAAGUAGUAUUUCAUCAUAUCUUGGUUCUGUACCACUAAAUUCGAACCUCAUGCAAUUAACUUUGGUAAUAUUUUUGAUUCUUUUUUAAAUUGCAUAUUAAGAUCAUUUGAGGAGUCAAACAGAGUUUCCUUUGAACCAAGAUAUUUAACCAAAGUCAAACCAUUCCCUUCAUUUAAAGAUUUACAAGGUCACUCAAGGCUUUCAUUAUUUCCAUUCUGGACUGUUGUGAGCAGUUGAAAUGGGUUUCCUCUGUUAUUGUGACUAAGGAAAGAUAGGAAGAGGAGCAUCUGAUCAGGAUGCAUCUUGACCACAUUAAUUUGGAGCUUUUCCAGGCACAAAUGACUGAUAGGAGACCCCUGGGUAGAUCCAGAAUUUGCCAGAUGGGCCUUGAUACCUCAGGAGGAGCAGGAAAACGGUGUUAGGGAGAGGGAACUCUGGAGAUCCUGCUUAGUCUGCUGCCACCAUAACACGACUCCAGAUAAGAAGAAAAAAAUGGAUUGAUGGAUAUUGAUAAGAUAGGAUAAGAUAAGAUGCGUUAUUUCAUCCUGAGGGAAAUUGUUGUGCCAGAUGUAAGUGCUGGAUUGGAUGAGCCCAAGCUUAUCCCUCAGACAAAUUGUAUUCUAAUAGCCAACAUUUGUUGCUUUGGUUAUUAGACCAGCAUCUCUUAGUAGUUCUUCAAUCUUGACUGGCACUUAGGGCCAACUGGGUUUUUCUUAAAUUUAGAAUUGGUCAUCAAUUACUAGUUUUCCAGUCUGCAGGUCCUGCCAUUUCCACCGCUCUCGGAAAUCCUUGGUUCAUUCAUUGAAAUGAGUCAUUUCAGUGGCAGUGCUUCCAUCCCAGAGUGCAAAUAUUCAACUGAAACAGUUCAAGCUGUUUCCAGGGGCACCAUCUCUGUAUCCUGGGCUUGGCACCAUCCAAUACAACUGUGAUUUGUACAAAGACAUGCAAGUAAGCCAGUGUUUUUCCCCCCAAAGCAGAAUGAUGAUGAGUGCAGAUAGAUAGUCCUCCAGUUCUGUGGAGAUGAGUCUCUUCAAAUCCCGGUUAAAACAUACUUUUUCUCACUGACUUUUCUGCUUUAGAUCCAAUUUCAGUUUCUAUCUGGGUGUAAAGUACUAAUUACUGCCCUUUAAAUUCAUCAUACAAUGAUCUGGAUUGCUCUUGUUGUAAUAGUUUAAUUGUUUUAUGGUUUUUAAUUGACUUGUUUUUCAUUUGUUUUAAUUGGCUCCAUUUGCCUACUGUUGUACACCACAUUAAUAAAUGUUUGUUGUGUUUAACUGCGCUAUAUAAAUAAAUUGACUUGACACACA